This is a messenger RNA of Penicillium malachiteum, 891 nucleotides long. RefSeq lists its product as uncharacterized. Lineage: Eukaryota; Fungi; Ascomycota; Eurotiomycetes; Eurotiales; Aspergillaceae. The coding region runs from base 1 to 891 and encodes 296 amino acids. The record is from RefSeq and is a predicted model, not a curated record. The transcript has a single exon.
AUGUCUCCGAAGACGUGGUUUCUCCCUCCCGAUUUUACGUUCCUUGAGAACGGUCUCAUCCAACUAGGAACGGUGAUACCCCACCCUCAUCACCCCACUCGAGUUCUCCUGCAGCCCGAGGAGCUGUCCAUAGCAACACCCCCGAUCUGCCUACCACCGGUCCAAGCCCUGGUAGAGAACAACCAUAGUCAUGUGGACAGCCGAAGUAACACCAUAGGCGGCGAGAUCUGGGGGAACUUUGUUCAGAUGGCGUCAGCAUCCCUGAAACUAGAUACCAAGUGGAUGAAGGAAGUCCAGUAUGGGGUCGUGGACCACGAGGUGCAAUCAUUUUCACGGCCUUUCACGAUGGAUACACUGGCGAAUAUUGUGGCACAGCCCGCCGUGCGAAAGUACAUGGAUUCAGGCCUCUGGGUCAAGCGACCUGUGUAUAUUGUAUCAGGACUGAGGAUCACGAAGAUGGGGAUGAGUGUGACCAUGGGCCAGAGUAAAUCUCGAGGCGGGGGAAUCGAAGGCUCGGUCCCGGUACCAGCUGGCGGAGUGCCAGUUGUGGUUGGAGCUGGGAUACAUGGUGAGAGAAGGCAAGACAAGACGGACUCAUAUGAAACAGCUCCGAGGAUCGUUUUUGCCUAUCGGUUGAAUAUUAUUCGACAAAGGCAGAGUGGAAAUUUGGAAUCGGCACUCUUCUCGCAUAGAACGGCAUUCAUGACAGGAGGAACUGAACAAAGUAUGGAAGUGGAGGUUGCUGAAGUGGAUCUUUCAGUAUUGCAGGAUGUCCAGGAUGAGGAUGAGGACCCUUUGCAGUUUAUUGAGCACAAAGUUGGGGAGACCGAUGUGUGCGUGUCUGUUGGAUGCCUAAACUUCAUGUUUUCGUUGAUGAAUCAAUCUGUAUAG